Arabidopsis thaliana (thale cress) is the source of this 2159-nucleotide messenger RNA. RefSeq names its product cytochrome P450, family 78, subfamily A, polypeptide 7 (gene CYP78A7). Gene Ontology annotation, molecular function: monooxygenase activity; iron ion binding; oxidoreductase activity, acting on paired donors, with incorporation or reduction of molecular oxygen. Gene Ontology annotation, cellular component: membrane. Gene Ontology annotation, biological process: post-embryonic development; reproductive structure development. Bases 297 to 1907 code for a protein of 536 amino acids. The transcript is spliced from 2 exons. The record is from RefSeq and is marked reviewed. NCBI's taxonomy places the organism in Eukaryota, Viridiplantae, Streptophyta, Magnoliopsida, Brassicales, Brassicaceae.
AUUUCAAAACCGACGUCUUUCUUCCCAUGCAUUGCGCAUUUAAUUAACGCUGCCAAAACAUACAUGUGGAUAUAUAUAUAGUUUUUUUAUAUAUAGAUGUACCUUUACCUUCAACUUCUCCAUUGUUCUUCUCCAAGUACUUCUCUCUUCAACCAAAAAAAAAGAGUACUUUCCUUCUCAUAGGAUUUUUUUGCUUUCUCUUGAAAAACCUUUUGUUAUUGUUAUUGGUUCGUACGUUGUUCAUUAUUUGACAAGAAACAAGAUUACAAAAAAAAAAAGUACAUCAACCCAAAAUAAUGGAGUUGAUGAAUUUGGCUUCAAAAGAAACAAGCUAUUGGAUGAUUGCACUGCCUGCCGGUUUUGGAUCCCAAAACCUACAUGAUGUUUCCACCCUAGGCUAUCUAUUCCUUGCCGUCGUUUUUCUCUCUAUAGUCACGUGGGCUCUCGCCGGAGGCGGUGGUGUCGCUUGGAAGAACGGCCGUAACCGGUUGGGUCGUGUCGCGAUCCCUGGUCCUCGUGGCAUACCAGUAUUCGGCAGUCUUUUCACUCUCAGCCGAGGCUUGGCUCAUCGGACGUUAGCAGCCAUGGCUUGGAGCCGAGCCAACACUGAGAUUAUGGCUUUUAGCCUUGGUUCAACGCCGGUUAUCGUGGCUUCUGAACCAAACAUAGCUCGUGAGAUUCUGAUGUCGCCUCACUUCGCGGACCGGCCGGUUAAGCAGUCUGCUAAGAGCCUCAUGUUCAGCCGAGCCAUAGGUUUCGCCCCAAACGGGACUUACUGGCGCAUGUUAAGAAGGAUCGCAUCGACUCACCUAUUUGCUCCUCGGCGUAUCUUAGCACACGAAGCUGGGCGCCAGCUAGACUGCGCUGAAAUGGUGAAAGCUGUGUCAGUGGAGCAAAACGGCGCUGGAUCAGUCGUUUUAAGGAAACACUUACAACUAGCCGCCUUGAACAACAUCAUGGGAAGUGUUUUUGGGAGAAGAUACGAUCCUCUGGCUCAGAAAGAGGAUCUUGAUGAGCUUACAUCAAUGGUUAGGGAAGGGUUCGAGCUUUUGGGUGCUUUUAAUUGGUCUGAUUAUCUUCCAUGGCUCGGUUAUUUCUACGACUCAAUUCGUUUAAACCAACGUUGCUCAGAUCUCGUCCCUCGAAUUAGAACCCUCGUCAAGAAAAUCAUCGACGAACAUCGAGUUAGUAACUCUGAGAAGAAAAGAGACAUUGGAGAUUUUGUUGAUGUCUUAUUGUCUUUAGACGGUGAUGAGAAACUUCAAGAAGAUGACAUGAUCGCCGUUUUAUGGGAGAUGAUUUUUCGAGGGACAGAUACAACGGCGUUAUUAACGGAGUGGACCAUGGCCGAGCUAGUACUGAACCCUAACGUGCAAACCAAGUUACGAGACGAGAUUUUAACUGCUGUGGGCGACGGCGCCGACGGAGACGUGGCAGAUGCUGACCUGGCAAAACUCCCGUACCUAAACGCAGUGGUGAAGGAAACUCUAAGGCUGCAUCCUCCUGGACCACUGCUUUCAUGGGCUCGUCUUUCCACGUCAGACGUCCAGCUCAGCAAUGGCAUGGUGAUUCCAAAGGGAACUACAGCGAUGGUCAACAUGUGGGCUAUAACCCACGACCAGACUGUAUGGUCCGACCCGCUAAAGUUUGACCCGGAGAGAUUCACUGGGAAUGCUGACAUGGAUAUUCGUGGUGGGGAUCUAAGGCUUGCACCGUUUGGAGCCGGUAGGAGAGUGUGUCCGGGGAAGAACAUGGGGCUAGCUACUGUGACUCGGUGGGUGGCUGAGUUGGUACGACGGUUCGAGUGGGGUCAGGAUCAGACCGAGCCAGUUGAUCUUGGUGAGGUCUUGAAGCUUUCUUGUGAGAUGGAGCAUCCGUUACGUGCCGUUGUAACGGAAAUAUUUUAAGUCAAAAAAGGGCUAAGUAGGGUUUUGAUUUUUGUCAACGUUUUGGUUACUUAUAAUUUUUAAUUUAACGUUUUUUUGUUGUCGAGAGGUAUGAAUUGCAGAAUGCUUGCCGUUUUAGUAUUUUAUCGAGAGUUUUUUUUUCUUUCAAUUGGUGACAUAGUGAUUUGGUUUGAUAUGUAGUAUCAAUGUACCAUUAUCUUGUGGGUCUAAAAUCUAAAUGGAGUAAUGAGUAAGAGAUAUCAAUUUUGGUCU